Molecule: messenger RNA, 581 nt
Organism: Rhizopus microsporus ATCC 52813
Lineage: Eukaryota; Fungi; Mucoromycota; Mucoromycetes; Mucorales; Rhizopodaceae
Exons: 3
Coding region: 17-511 (164 amino acids)
Biological process (GO): protein folding; protein peptidyl-prolyl isomerization
Molecular function (GO): peptidyl-prolyl cis-trans isomerase activity
Source: RefSeq, a predicted model, not a curated record
CUUUAUUCAAACUACCAUGUCCAAUCCCAGAGUUUUCUUUGAUGUGUCUGCCAACGGCACUCCUAUCGGCCGUAUUGUUAUGCAAUUGAACGCUGAUGUCGUUCCCAAGACUGCUGAGAACUUCCGUGCUUUGUGUACUGGUGAAAAGGGUUUCGGUUACAAGGGAUCCAUCUUCCAUCGUGUCAUUCCCCAAUUCAUGCUUCAAGGUGGUGACUUCACCAACCAUAACGGUACUGGUGGCAAGUCUAUCUAUGGUGCCAAGUUCGCUGAUGAAAACUUCCAGCUCAAGCACACCCGCCCCGGUCUCUUAUCUAUGGCCAACGCUGGUUCCAACACUAACGGUUCUCAAUUCUUCAUCACCACUGUCCCCUGCCCCUGGUUGGACGGUAAGCACGUCGUCUUCGGUGAAGUUGUUGAAGGUAUGGAUGUUGUCAAGAAGAUCGAAGCUUGUGGCUCCAGCAGCGGUGCUACUAAGUUUAAGGUUGUCAUUGAGGACUGUGGUCAAUUGUAAAUUUUUUUUAGGCUGGUUUUAAAAUAAUGACUUUUAAAAAUAAACUGUUUUAUUACAAAUACAUAAUGGA